UUUAGUUUUUACCGGAAAAAACCAAAAAAAUCAAACAUUUUAACCGAAUAAACUAAAAUGAAUAUUAAUUUAAACUAAUAAUUAUAUUUUAGAAUAUUAAAAACAAAAAAAAAAACUUAAAACCAAACGAAUAUUCAGAUUAAACAGAUUUAAUGUAUUUUUAUUAAAAAUAACAAAAAUAAUAAUCACAAUCCACUCAAGGUGCGAAUUAUUACCUGGUUUUAAUCUCGUACCAUGUCGGCCAUGUCUGAUUUUUUUUGUAAAAAAAGGUAAGUUUUAAAUCUUCGUUUUUACGCAAAUGAUGCAUUAGCUUUAACUUCUUUUUUUGGUAGCUCCAAAGACAAAACGAAUAUUCAGUUUCUUCAUUUUUUUACUUGAAAUAAACAAAAGCAAAGUUGCCAUUACGCUUGAAAGCUUCUGAAACUAAUAUUAAAAGACGCAUGCCAGUACGAUUUAGAGAUUAUUUUAAUGCGGGAAAAACGAAUUUCAAACUUCAAAGCUUCUAAUGAUCAAAAAAACUAAUCAUGGUUUGACCAUUUCGUUUAAAUAUUGUUUUCCUGGGAAGAGAAAAAGGUCUGUACCUCUAAUUUUUCUUUCUUUCUCUCUUUUUAAUUUUCUCUCCCUUCAACAAAGUCGCGUUUUUGGACUAAAAUCUUCAGAGGUAUGUGUCUUUGAUUUAGAUCCAUGGUUUCUUCUUUCCAGUAUUCUAGUUAUGCCCAUAUGAAUUGAGUUUUUUUUUAAUAGUCUUAUGGUAUAAUAACAUCUUGUUUGAUGUCUUGUAAGGAUGAUUUAAUGGAUGAAUGAAUCGUCAAGGAGAUGAUGAGGAAGCUUACUAUUCUUGCCAUGUGUAUUCUCCUUCCUCUAACCCUUUGGAUCUCUGAGACAAGAGGGUUGAAUUUAGAAGGUCAAUAUCUUCUUGACAUCAAGAGCAAGUUUGUGGAUGAUUCGCAGAAUUUGAAAAACUGGAAUUCAAAUGAUUCUGUGCCUUGUGGAUGGACCGGUGUGACUUGCAGCAACUAUUCCAACCAAGAGGUUUUGUCACUGAAUCUUUCCUCCCUGGCUCUCUCCGGUAAUCUAUCACCAAGCAUAGGCAGAUUGGUUCAUCUGAAGGAUCUGGAUCUAUCAUAUAAUGGGUUAUCAGGGAAUAUUCCAAAAGAAAUAGGGAACUGUUUAAGCUUGGUGAAUCUUAGAUUAAACAAUAACAUGUUUGGAGGGGAGGUACCAGUGGAAAUAGGAAAGCUUUUGUCUUUGGAGAAGCUGAUCAUAUACAACAACAAAUUCACAGGGUCUCUCCCUAUGGAGAUUGGGAACCUCUUGUCUCUCACUCAACUUGUGACUUACAGCAACAACAUCAGUGGGUCAUUGCCUCGUUCCAUCGGCAAGCUGAAGAAACUAACAAGCUUCCGAGCUGGUCAGAACAUGAUUUCUGGAAGUUUGCCUUCAGAGAUUGGUGGAUGUGAGAGCUUGGUCAUGCUUGGUCUUGCACAGAACCAGCUGAGUGGUGAGAUACCGAAAGAGAUUGGUAUGCUCAAGAAACUCUCACAGGUGAUUCUUUGGGAAAACCAGUUGUCAGGGUUGAUCCCAAAUGAAAUUACAAACUGCACAAGUUUACAAACUCUUGCUCUCUACAAGAACCAGCUUGUCGGUCCUAUUCCAAAAGGACUCGGGAAUCUUGUGUCUUUGGAGUAUUUAUACCUUUACAGAAACAUGUUGAAUGGAACGAUCCCGAGAGAGAUUGGGAAUCUCUCAAGUGCAGUUGAGAUAGAUUUCUCAGAGAACGGUUUGACAGGAGAGAUACCGUUGGAGUUUGGGAAGAUACAAGGGCUUGAGCUUCUUUACCUUUUUGAGAACCAGGUCGUAGGUACAAUCCCUGUGGAGCUUACUAGUUUGAAGAAUCUAACAAAGCUUGAUCUCUCCAUCAAUGCAUUGACUGGUCCUAUUCCUUUGGGGUUUCAGUAUUUAAGAAAGCUGUUCAUGCUGCAGCUGUUUCAGAACUCUCUUAGUGGCAUCAUACCGCCAAAACUCGGCGUCUACAGCAAUCUCUGGGUUCUUGAUCUGUCUGAUAAUCAUCUCAGAGGAAGAAUCCCAAGCUACCUAUGCCUCCAUUCCAAUAUGAUCAUCUUGAACUUGGGAGCAAACAACCUCUCUGGCAACAUCCCCACUAGCAUCACCACUUGCAAAACUCUAGUUCAACUCCGUCUAGCCGGUAACAACCUCGUGGGCCGGUUCCCGUCGAACUUGUGUAAACUAGUUAAUCUCACAGCCAUUGAGUUGGGACAAAACAAAUUCCGUGGUUCAAUCCCCGGAGAAGUCGGAAGCUGCCUCGCCUUGCAAAGGCUGGAGCUAGCAGACAAUGCCUUUACUGGGGAGCUCCCUAGAGAGAUUGGCACACUUAGAGAGCUUGGGACCUUGAAUCUCUCAUCUAAUAAGCUUACUGGAGAGAUCCCUUCUGAAAUCUUUAAAUGCAAGAUGCUUCAGCGACUUGACAUGUGCUGCAACAAUUUCUCUGGAACUUUGCCAAGCGACGUAGGCUCUCUUUAUCAGCUUGAGCUUCUGAAGCUGUCGAAUAACAAACUUUCGGGUACUAUACCUUUGGCUCUAGGGAAUUUGUCUCGUUUAACCGAGCUGCAAAUGGGCGGGAAUCUGUUCCUCGGUAGCAUCCCGAGAGAGUUUGGAAGUCUGACCGGUUUGCAGAUAGCACUGAACCUCAGUUUCAACAAGCUCUCCGGAGAGAUACCUUCUCAGCUCAGUAAUGUUGUUAUGCUUGAGUUACUCCUCCUCAACAACAACGAUUUGUCUGGUGAAAUACCAAGCUCUUUUGCUAAUCUCUCCAGCUUGUUUGGUUACAAUUUCUCAUACAACAACUUGACUGGCCCUAUCCCGCUUCUCCGUAACAUGUCCAUUUCUAGCUUCAUUGGCAAUAAAGGUCUUUGUGGCCCUCCCCUCGACCAAUGUAUCCAAACACAGCCUUCUUCACCUUCUCAGUCAACCGCCAAGCGGAGAGGGAUCCGUACCAGCAAAAUCAUAGCCAUCACUGCAGCUGCAAUUGGUGGUGUCUCUCUUGUACUUAUCGUUGUCAUUGUCUACCUCAUCAGACGCCCGAUGACGACGACUGUCGCUACUUCUAUUCAAGAAGAUGGGAAAUCGUCUGAAACCUCUCUGGACAUUUACUUCCCACCAAAGGAAGGAUUCACGUUUCAAGAUUUAGUUGCAGCCACGGAUAAUUUUGAUGAGAGCUUCGUGGUUGGAAGAGGAGCUUGUGGAACUGUCUACAAGGCGGUUCUUCCCGCGGGUUACACCCUUGCUGUCAAGAAGCUAGCAUCGAACCACGAAGGCGGCUGUGUCGAUAAUAGCUUUAGAGCAGAGAUUUUAACUCUUGGGAAUAUCAGGCACCGUAACAUUGUCAAGCUACAUGGAUUCUGCAACCACCAAGGAUCAAAUCUGCUUCUGUAUGAGUACAUGCCCAGAGGAAGCCUUGGAGAAAUACUACAUGAUCCUUCGGGGAAUUUGGAUUGGUCUAAAAGAUUUAAAAUCGCUCUUGGUGCAGCUCAGGGUCUUGCUUAUUUACACCAUGACUGCAAGCCGAGAAUCUUUCACCGUGACAUAAAAUCAAAUAAUAUCCUGCUUGAUGACAACUUUGAAGCUCAUGUAGGUGAUUUUGGACUCGCUAAAGUGAUUGAUAUGCCUCAUUCAAAAUCCAUGUCGGCCAUUGCUGGAUCCUAUGGCUACAUUGCCCCAGAAUAUGCAUAUACCAUGAAAGUUACCGAGAAGUCUGACAUCUAUAGCUACGGGGUGGUUCUACUGGAGCUGCUAACCGGAAAAGCACCGGUUCAGCCGAUAGACCAAGGUGGAGAUGUGGUGAGUUGGGUAAGGAGUUACAUAAGAAGAGAUGCGUUGUCCUCUGGAGUUCUUGAUGCUCGGUUAAAGCUAGAAGACGAGAGAAUCGUCUCUCAUAUGCUCAAUGUGUUGAAGAUAGCAUUGCUUUGCACGAGUGUGUCUCCCGUCGCGAGGCCAUCGAUGCGACAAGUUGUUCUCAUGCUUAUUGAGUCAGAUAGACAGGAAGGAGACGAACACACGGAUACAGAUUGACACAGAUUACUACAUCAUGAUGCAAUACUGCCAAUAUAUUGUUAUUGUAACUUCUUUUCACCUGAGGUAUUUUUUCUAUGUAAUCAUGCCGGAUAACUAUUGUAAAUUCUAUAUACUAUAUCUAAAGAUAUACCUUCGUGGAUUCUAGGAUUCCACCAUUACCUAUGUAUUUUACAUGGAAUUCAUAUAUAUAUAUAUAGUCUUGGCUGGUAUCAAAUGACGGAAGAUUUGACAGAUAAUACAAUCCAAUAUGCAUCUCUACAAAUUUCUUGAUAACAUUUUCUGGAGAUAGCACUUAUUGAUGGACCGAUUUCUUUUGAUCUAUAUCCAAAUUUUACGGUUUCUCUAAAUGACAAAAAUAUUUUUAAAUCUUUGGUGUUACAAUUAAAACGCAUAAGUAUGAAAUGAUUGAAGGAUCAAUUCCAAUUGAUUUAAUCUUUAGAGUUCUUUACAAGUGGAAAAAAAAAAAAACCUUUUCUCUCUAAGGCGAUGGCGACGGCGUCUUUCUGUUUCUAGGGUUUCUUGGGGUUUGAUGUUGAUUUUCGAAUGGGAUCCGGGGGUCUAUGGGAGUCGACUUGAUCUCUAUCAUUAUGAUAGGAUUGGAGGGAUACAGAAUCAUAACGAAGUAUUGGAAUCAAGGGUUUUCGAAGGAGAACAUGGCAUUGACGGGGUUAGAACAAUGAGGGGGCUUCAAUGGAUCGGGAUUUUUACGCGAUCAGAGGAGAAGAUGAGGAAUUCGGAAUAUCAAUCACGAGAGAGGAGCAUGAGCAGGGGGGGACUGGAGAGCAGAGUAUUCAAGCAGGAGAUGAGGAGAAGAAGAAAGGAGCACGCAAGGCCUUGUUCAAGAGAAUGACGGCGAUCGCAGUAGGGACCUCUAGGAUGAGGUUUGUCCAGGCAGUGCUUCCACCACGAAAGAAUGAUCCUGCUAAGCCAGGGAAGGGUCGGGGAGAAGGAGAUGGAGCAAGGCAGACAGAGGAUAAGGGCCCAUUAAACCCUAAACUUUCCUCUUCCAAACCGUUUAAGACUCAGGAAGUAUUGUGGUGGGGUUGGGGAGUUUUUCAUUCUUUUUUAUCAAUAAGCUAUAUGAGCAUUUCUUUGUUUUUGGGGCUUGGAGUUUUAUGGCAUUGGGUUGGACGUUUGGUUUAUGUAUUUCUAGUUUAUCUGGUUCUGGUUU
Messenger RNA from Brassica rapa (field mustard), 5263 nucleotides. RefSeq names its product probable leucine-rich repeat receptor-like protein kinase At5g63930. NCBI's taxonomy places the organism in Eukaryota, Viridiplantae, Streptophyta, Magnoliopsida, Brassicales, Brassicaceae. Gene Ontology annotation, molecular function: ATP binding; protein kinase activity; receptor serine/threonine kinase binding. The record is from RefSeq and is a predicted model, not a curated record. Gene Ontology annotation, biological process: protein phosphorylation.